AUGGACGACCUUCACAAACCUUCAUCGGACUCGUCGUCUUCGGACCACGAAGAACAAGAACAACCCCAGGAUAACGAAGACCAACAAACCACCUCCCCCGAACAACCCUCCUCCUCCCAACAACCCUCCCCACCCUCCCAAGACCAGACACUCAUCCCCCCCAAACCCAAACGCGCCCCACCCCAACCCAAAGCCCAAAUCAUCUCCCACCUCGAGUCCCUCCUCCAAGACAUCGCCACCGCCCUCGAAACCUCCAACCACAACCCUCUCCUCCCCCCCUGGUCCACACACUUCCACCCCACCUUCACCGCGGAAGUCGGCGCGCUCGCCAACAGCGCCUCCAAAACCAAAAUCCCGCUCCACGACUUCCUGCUCUUCACGGCGGAGCGCCGCCGCCAGAACCCGGAGUAUCGCAUGAGAGUGACGGGCGUGCAUACGAAUGUUAAUACAAGGCGGGGGAAGGCGGAGAGUUUUGUCAAUUUGGAGUUGAGUGGCGUGCCGGUGGGGAUUGUGAGGCCUAGUGUGGCGAGUGUGGGGUUUGAGUGUGUUGAGGGGAGGUGGUGGUUUGUGAGGUGGGGGAGUUUGAGGGGGGGGGGCGGGUUUGAGUGA
Molecule: messenger RNA, 609 nt
Organism: Zasmidium cellare ATCC 36951
Lineage: Eukaryota; Fungi; Ascomycota; Dothideomycetes; Mycosphaerellales; Mycosphaerellaceae
Exons: 1
Coding region: 1-609 (202 amino acids)
Source: RefSeq, a predicted model, not a curated record